AUGACAGGAGCAAAAAGGAAAAGAAAUGCAGUCUGGAGGAAGAUCCAGGCUGUCCGCUUUAAAGAUAUCAAAGCCUGGUGUCUGGGAAGGCUGCCCAUCGUGAAGUGGCUGCCCAUCUACAACUGGAAGGACAAUCUGGUUCCUGAUACAGCUUCUGGGAUGAUGCUAGCCAUUCAACAGGUGACUCAAGGGCUGGCCUUUGCAAUUCUGUCUUCAGUCCACCCAGUUUUUGGCUUAUAUGGCUCUUUCUUCCCUGCCAUUGUCUAUGCCAUGUUUGGAAUGGGACGUCACGUUGCGACAGGGACCUUUGCUUUGACUUCUUUAAUAUCUGCCAACGCAGUUGAGCGUCUUGUUCCCUCAGGCAGCAUGAAUUGCACCAUGAACAAUAACUCCACAGUGCUGGGCCUCUCGGAGUUUGAAAUGCAGAGGAUUGGAGUUGCAGCAGCAGUUUCAUUUCUAGGAGGAAUCAUUCAGGUAGCGAUGUUUGUGCUGCAGCUGGGCAGCGCCACUUUCUUGCUAACAGAACCAGUGAUAAGUGCAAUGACAACAGGAGCAGCUACACAUGUCGUGACUUCACAAGUGAAGUAUCUGCUGGGAAUGAAAAUGCCCUACAUAUCAGGGCCACUGGGAUUCUUUCAUAUUUAUGCCUACGUGUUUGAGAAUAUCAGAUCAGUUCAGCUGGAGGCUUUACUUCUCUCCUUGCUGAGCAUCGUGGUGCUUGUGCUUGUUAAAGAACUGAAUGAGAAGUUCCAGAGAAACAUUAAAAUUGUUCUUCCCAUUGACUUGCUUUUGAUAAUUGCUACAUCCAUUGCUUGCUGCUAUGCUGAUAUGGAAUACGUCUAUGGACUAGAAGUUGUGGGACAUAUUCCUGAAGGGUUGCCAUCACCAAAAGUACCACCCAUGAAUGUCCUGCCUGAAGUAGUCACAGAAGCUUUUGGAGUAGCUCUAGUUGGUUAUGUCGCAUCACUAGCUCUUGCCCAAGGCUCUGCUAAGAAGUUUAAAUACACUGUGGAUGACAACCAGGAAUUUUUGGCUCAUGGCCUCAGCAACGUGAUUCCUUCAUUUUUCUUUUGCAUACCAAGUGCUGCAGCGAUGGGAAGGACAACACUUUUAUACAGUACUGGUGCCAGAACACAGGUGGCUUGCCUUAUCUCUUGUGUGUUAAUUCUUGUGGUGAUCUAUGCAGCUGGACCUCUGCUGUACUGGCUGCCUAUGUGUGUGCUAGCAAGCAUUAUUGUUGUGGGCUUGAAGGGGAUGCUAAUGCAGUUCCGUGACUUAAAAAAGUAUUGGAAUGUGGAUAAAAUAGACUGGAGCAUAUGGGUCAGCACCUAUGUGAUCACAAUAUGCUUUGCUGCUAACGUGGGCCUGCUGUAUGGCGUUGUCUGCACUGUGGUCAUCCUCACUUUCCGCUUUCCCAGAGCAAAGACACUAAAUCUGAAAGAUGUAAAGGAAGUGGAAUGUAAAUACAAAACAGAGGACAAUUGUGAAUCAUUAAAACAGAUAAAGAUAAUUUCAGUCAACAACCCAUUAGUCUUUCUGAAUGCCAGGAAAUUUCACACUGACCUGAUAAAGAUAAUCCAAAAGGAUAGCAGGAGCAGCCAGCCCUGUGAAGACAUGAACAAGUGUGAGCACAACACAUUACUCUGUUCAUUUUCCAAUGGAGGUUGCCAGGGUGAGUCUUUGCGAUCCCAUCACAGUGAGCCACAUGUUUUGAUACUAGACUGCAGCGGACUGAAUCUCUUUGACUACACUGGAGUCUCAGUGCUGCUUGAGGUUUACAGGGACUGCAAAAGCAGACACAUCGAUGUGUUGCUAGCACACUGCAAAGCCUCCUUGAUCAAAGCAAUGCAGUAUGGUGGGAAUCUGGAAUCUGAAAAUCCUGUCUUCUUUGAAUCUAUUUCUUCAGCAAUUGAUGCCAUUCAGAUUCACAGAAAUUACAGCAAGUUCAGUGAACAGAGUGAAGUUUGA
Messenger RNA from Indicator indicator, 1968 nucleotides. It is a transcript of the gene SLC26A7, whose product is annotated as solute carrier family 26 member 7. The coding region runs from base 1 to 1968 and encodes 655 amino acids. The transcript has 18 exons. Gene Ontology annotation, molecular function: chloride transmembrane transporter activity; oxalate transmembrane transporter activity; bicarbonate transmembrane transporter activity. Gene Ontology annotation, cellular component: membrane. Gene Ontology annotation, biological process: transmembrane transport. The record is from RefSeq and is a predicted model, not a curated record. Lineage: Eukaryota; Metazoa; Chordata; Aves; Piciformes; Indicatoridae.